Molecule: messenger RNA, 1511 nt
Organism: Bradysia coprophila
Lineage: Eukaryota; Metazoa; Arthropoda; Insecta; Diptera; Sciaridae
Gene: Pus1
Product: Pseudouridine synthase 1
Biological process (GO): mRNA pseudouridine synthesis; tRNA pseudouridine synthesis
Cellular component (GO): nucleus
Molecular function (GO): pseudouridine synthase activity; RNA binding
Source: RefSeq, a predicted model, not a curated record
UUUUUUUUUUGACAACUCUGGCUCGUUGAUGUAGUUUACAGAAAGUUAAAGCGUUUUGAAAGUGAUUAACAUUAACAUCAAACAUUUACCCGUUCAGAUCGCAUAUGCUUACCUUGUUCCGUCGCCGAUUCCACUUCUGUCAACCAUUAGGCAACACAAAGUCCUUCUACGAUCAAAUGAGCGAGGCGUUGAAAGCUGACAAGAACAAGGGAAAAAAUAAGCCGGAAGAUGGCUACAAAAGCCGUUACAAUGGCAGAGUAAAGAAGCGACAAUGGGAAGACUACGGUAGCGAAGGCAAUCCGGAAAAGCGAGCCAACUUCAAUCCAGAAGACCGGGUCAAACGGCGAAAAUGGUGUCUGCUGUUGGGCUACUCGGGUGCCAAUUACUACGGAAUGCAACGCAAUCCCGACGUGAAGACAAUCGAAGAAGAGCUGCUGGUGGCAAUGCUGAAACGUAAGUGGAUUACGGAAGAAGGUUUCAAACUACCGCAACAGAUUCAGUUUCAGAGGGCAGCUAGAACGGACAAGGGUGUGUCAGCGGCAAGACAAUGUGUUUCGAUGAAGCUACCUGAGAAUUUGAAUGCAGAGGACAUCAAUCAGGAGCUGCCAUCAGAAAUUCAAAUUUUCGGCCUGAAGCGUGUGACGAAAGGAUUCAAUUCGAAGGAUAAAUGUGAUGCACGAACGUACACCUAUACGUUGCCAACAAUUUCAUUUGCUGAUCAUGGACAAGACGUCACAAUGGAAGACUAUCGGCUGACAACGGAAAAACUGGAUCAAGUCAAUGCAUUGCUGACCAUGUUUGUCGGUACGAAGAACUACCACAAUUUCACCUCUCGUAAGCACUACGCGGAUCCCUCAUCCAACAGGCACAUAAUUUCGUUUUGCUGCGCACAACCGUUCGUCGACAGUGCGACGAAAAUCGAAUUUGCCGUGCUGAAAGUGAAGGGCCAGAGUUUUAUGUUGCAUCAGAUUCGGAAGAUGAUCGGUCUGACGCUGGCUAUUGUCAGGGGACUGGCGGACACGGAUCUGUUACGGAAACGAGCCUUUACGGCCGAAAAAGUGGACGUUCCAAUGGCGCCCGGACUGGGUCUGGUUUUGGAUGAAGUGCAUUACGAUCGGUACAACACAAAGUAUGGAACGGACGGUAUGCACGACAAAUUGGAGUGGAUGGCUGAGGAGGAGAAAAUUCAGAAGUUCUUCCACGAGCACAUUUUCCCGACAAUUGUCAAUACGGAAAUGACGGACAAACCGAUGGUUAAUUGGCUGGAGACGUUGCCUCUACAUUCGUACGAGGACAGAACGGAGUCGCACGUUGCGGAUGAUGAAUGUCUGACCGGAGGAGCAACAGAUGACGUUGGCGAUGAAUCGUUGAUCGGAGUGGGAGACUCCAUUGGUCAUAAUGACCCGUCGACAAACAAGAAUUUAAGCAGUGCCGUUGAAGUGGCGUAAAUUUUAUUCAAUUUCUCGUUCGUGUAAGUAGCAAAACCUUUCGUUCAAUAAAACUCACAAAAA